AUGACGUACACGCGGCUUUUGUUUGUCCGCUUGCCUGCCUGCCUGCCUGCCUGCUUGCUUGACCAACCAACCUCGUCAUCUGCCCAAUGUGCACCACAGAAACCAACGCUGGUGCUGGAUCUGGAUGAAACGCUGGUGCAUUCCACGAUCGAACCGCCGCCUCCAGGCUCCCCUCCGCCAGGUAAUGGCUGCUGCCUGGCGCGCUUUUGCACUUGGACGGACCUGCCUCACUGCAUUCCUCUUCUCCAAGACCACGUCUUCUCGGUGACGCUGGAAAACACCACCUACAACGUGUUUGUGCGUGUGCGACCCAAUAUGCACCGCUUCUUGGCGGAGGUGGCCAAACUCUUUGAGGAAGCCUACGCCGGCAGGCUGCUUGACAUGCUCGACACAGAACGCCACAUAGGCCACCGCCUCUACCGCGAUGCGUGCGUGCUCGUGGAGGGCAAUUUUGUAAAGGACCUGGACAUGCUGGGCCGCGACCUGCAGCAUACGACUAUCGUGGACAACUCUCCACUUGCGUUCGCGUACCACCUCGACAACGGCAUCCCCAUCGAGUCUUGGUUCGGCGAACGGUCCGACAACCAUCUCUUGGCGCUCAUGCCUUUCUUGCGUGAGCUUGCUCGGGCUGAUGAUGUGCGGCCGCUCAUCCGGAAGAAGUAUGCCGUGGUGCAGAACCGCCACACCACGUUCACCUACUGA
Messenger RNA from Acanthamoeba castellanii str. Neff, 702 nucleotides. Its product is annotated as NLI interacting factor (NIF) family protein. Bases 1 to 702 code for a protein of 233 amino acids. The transcript is spliced from 3 exons. Gene Ontology annotation, molecular function: phosphoprotein phosphatase activity. NCBI's taxonomy places the organism in Eukaryota, Discosea, Longamoebia, Acanthamoebidae. The record is from RefSeq and is a predicted model, not a curated record.